GCUGGCGCAACUCGGAGGUGGGUAGGGAUCGGCUGUGAAGAUAUAGGCAGGGUGACGGCUUUUUCCCACCGCACUGGCCGAGUGGGGACCACAGAAUUCGCAUAUUUUGCCCUAGGCCGACGUUGUGAUCUGUGAAUUUCUGUCUUGGUUGGAACAUCUGAUCCUCAUGUUCGAGAACGUUUUAAGAGCUUAGAGUUGUUUCGUGUCACGACUUGAAAGAUGGCAGAUACAGGCGGAGUUGGAGAACAUCAAUAAGGCACCGACCUGGUCCCACUUCUCUCGUCUCCUCGAUGUGCGCCACGUCGAGCUGUUGCGCUCAUCGAGGCCUUAAACCGGAGCUCGACUGGUUCGCCGUUCGAACGACCAGAAAAAUGGCAGUUGCCUCCGCCGCCACUGUGGCCGUCGCAUCGCAGCCUACGUCCCUCUUCGUCCUCCGCCACUCGGCUACCGCCUCCCGGAUCUUUCUCCCCCCUGCGCGCUUCUUCCGCCCCUCGAACCCCGGGCCGCCUCAUUUCCUAUCACCUUCCUUCCCUUGAUCGACGGAAAUCACUGAGUCGCCGCCGCCGCCGAUUCCGAGGCACAGGAUGUCGAGGUAGAUGUACAAGACGACGCAGCAGGAGGAGUCGAGGGGCCCGAUCACGGCUCGGGGGCUGGCGAAGGCGACGACGACCGCUCCGAGGAGGCGAGGAGGGAGGGGUCGACAAAGAGAAGAAGUUGACGCCGGUUUUCGAGGCCCUCGUUGGUGUUGGUGGAAUCGUGCGAUAUGUCAAAAGUGGAAGUCAGAAGUCAUUAGCAGCCUUUCUACCGUAUUAUGUGUACGCACGACUUCCGGCGAUAGCAGCUUUUGCAUCAUCUACGAGACUUGGUGUAUCUGCCACCCUCCGUGCGGUGAUCGGUGGCUAAAUCCUCCGUGUCUGAUACCUACUACCACCGGACUCUGUGACUGGCCCCUGUUGUUACGAAAUAUCUUAUACUGCCUAAAUCAAGCCAACUGAUAUGGAUUUAGAUUGAAGUUUACGUGAUCGGACACGAAUCAACAGGAUUAUUUCCUGACAAAAGUAGAGAGAACAUGGAAAGAAGAACAAGUUGACGGUGGAGCAGGAA
This is a messenger RNA of Musa acuminata subsp. malaccensis (wild Malaysian banana), 1104 nucleotides long. The record is from RefSeq and is a predicted model, not a curated record. Lineage: Eukaryota; Viridiplantae; Streptophyta; Magnoliopsida; Zingiberales; Musaceae.